Molecule: messenger RNA, 3836 nt
Organism: Pungitius pungitius (ninespine stickleback)
Lineage: Eukaryota; Metazoa; Chordata; Actinopteri; Perciformes; Gasterosteidae
Gene: fgfrl1a
Product: fibroblast growth factor receptor like 1a
Exons: 8
Coding region: 407-1894 (495 amino acids)
Cellular component (GO): plasma membrane
Molecular function (GO): fibroblast growth factor receptor activity; fibroblast growth factor binding
Source: RefSeq, a predicted model, not a curated record
CGUGAGCAGAACUCGGUUCCGCUUCGUUUUGCUCCUCCUCUCCUUUUCCCGGUUGUGCGCGCGGUGUCCGUCGAGCUGUGUGCGCGCGGGCUGUCAUUGAGGGACACGGCAGCCUCACGUGUUUGACCUUUUAUUUAGGAUUGUUCUUCCGGUCGUUGCUCGCUUAGUCGAAGCUUUGUUAGAGUCGACUUCAGGCGGUGCGUCAGACGCGUCUCUCCGCGGGGGGGUUUAUUCUGGUUAAUAUUCAGUUUAUUAUUCUAGGUUUUUAUUCGAGUUAUUAUUCAGUUAUAUUUAUUAUAUUUUUUUUAUUCUGGUUAUCAUUGGGAGUUUACCUUUUACCUCGGGGUGAAUACAUGUGGAUAUAUCAUCAGCUUACAAUAAAAGAGGCUGAGCGUUCUUCCUCCUGAUGGAGCUUCUCUGGAUGGUGCUGCUGCUGGAGGUGGUCCUCAUGUCCUCUGCUGCUAGAGGUCCCCCCCGGGUGUCGGAGCGGGUGGCCCACCGUCAGAGCGUGCGUCUGGGUCGCACCGUGAAGCUGCCCUGCCCCGUGGAGGGCGACCCGCCGCCGCUCAUCAUGUGGACCAAAGACGGCCGCAACAUCCACAGCGGGUGGAGCCGCUUCCGGGUGCUGCAGCACGGGCUGCGCGUCAAGGAGGUGGAGACAGAGGACGCGGGGACGUACGUCUGCAAGGCCACCAACGGGUUCGGCAGCGUCAGCGUCAACUACACGCUCAUCGUCAUCGAUGACUCCAGUUCGAGAGGCGGAGCCGGGGCGGCCGCCGUCGGCUCCGAACACGCCACCGAGCUGGCAGGAAAACUGGUGCCUCCACGUUUCACGCAGCCCUCCAAGAUGAGGAAGCGGGUCAUCGCCCGCCCGGUGGGCAGCUCGGUGCGCCUCAAGUGCGCGGCCAGCGGGAACCCGCGGCCCGACAUCGUGUGGCUGAAGGACGGCCGGCCGCUGGAGGACGAGGACGCCGCGGGGGGGGAAGGGGACGGGAAGAAGAAGAAGUGGACUCUGAGUCUGAAGAACCUGAUGCCCAAGCACAGCGGGAAGUACACCUGCCAGGUGUCCAACAGAGCCGGAGAGAUCAACGCCGCCUACAAGGUGGAAGUCAUACAGCGCACCAACUCCAAGCCCGUCCUGACGGGCACGCACCCUGUCAACACCACGGUGGACUACGGGGGCACCACGUCCUUCCAGUGCAAGGUCCGCAGCGACGUCAAGCCGGUCGUCCAGUGGCUCAAAAGAGUGGAGCCCGGGGACGAGAGCCGCUUCAACUCCACCAUAGAGGUGGGGGACCAUCGCUUCGUGGUCCUGCCUACGGGGGAGGUGUGGUCUCGCCCCGACGGGUCCUACCUCAACAAGCUGCUGAUCAUCAGGGCCAAGGAGGAGGACGCCGGCAUGUACAUCUGCCUGGGAGCCAACACCAUGGGCUUCAGCUUCAGGAGCGCCUACCUGACGGUGCUACCAGAUCUGAAGCCCCAAAACAACGCCGUCCCCACGGCAACGUCCCCCAGCCUCCCCUGGCCCGUCAUUAUCGGGAUUCCUGCAGGUGUCGCCUUCAUCCUAGGCACCGCCCUGCUGUGGUUCUGCCAAUCAAAACGCACCUGCUCCUCCUCCUCCUCCUCUGCUCUCCCCGCCGCCCAGCGUCCACCGGCGGCGACCAAUCGGGACCGAGCCGGCCCGGCGCCGCCUCCUCAGCCGGCCCCCGGGGAUAAGGACUGUCUUUCGUACGAGGACUACGUGGGCCAGCAGCAACAGCUGCUGCUGGCUCAGGGGGGCGCCGCGGGAGCCCCCAAGGUCUACCCUAAGAUCUACACGGACAUACACACGCACACGCAUUCGCACGUGGACGGGAAGGUGCACCAGCACCAGCACAUCCACUACCAGUGUUAGCCCAGCGCUGCCAGAUGGAGCUCAGGAGGUCACGAGGUCACGCCGCUCGUCCUCCUGCGGCCACGGAACUCAUUCAGGACUCAAACAAUGAAGAAUGUAAAGAGAGAGAAGACAAACAGUGCUGUUUUCAGGUCAAUCAAAAACCCCAAAAAGUGUUUUAUUGUAUAUACAAACUAUUUUUGUAUUUUCAAACCCUUCCUUUGUUUCACUCAAACGCGUCCUCUAGUACUUCGGAUGCAACCACAACCUCCUCCGUUACAGUUGAACCCGCUCGCCUGCGCUGUGACAUAAUAAACCUCAUCCCGGCUGAUCUAUAAGGAACAAUAGAGCAGGUAUGUGAUUGAUUUCCAGUUCUAACCCAGCGACCAACGGAGCCGUGAAAACACACAAAUCACGGCAGCCUCCGCUUCUCCUGCGUCAAGUUAAAAUGUCCCGCUGCUACGUGAGCUGCGUGCAUCUCUCUGCCGUUCAGUGUCCUGCGGAAAGGCUUUCAUUUCCUCCUCGUCUUCGUUCGAGGACGACGCUUCUUCAUCACCAACUCCUCGGUGCGAACAGGCGCCUUCUGACAAAGGUUUCACCGUUUCACGGGUCGGAUUAUUGGUCACAGAUCCUUGUUGGUCUCCAGUGAGAUUUAGAGGAAAGAUGGGCAAUCAAACAUUUGAGGUCAAAUGAGGGAAUUCUGCUUUAAACUAACACAGGUAUCCGUAUGGAAGACAUUUCCUGCCAGAUCAUCUACUAAAAGCUCCUCCUGUUACCACAGAUUGGAUUAAUCAAAUCUCCCUGUGUUGAUUCGCUCAUUGGCAAUUUGCCUGUUAAUUACAUUGACAUCCUAGAUAAUGAGUUUUGAUUUUAAGCAUUUUCUGUCCUUGAUGCCACUUGAAUGGAGUCCUUAAUAAUUGUUAUUAAAUCAAAGGCCCUAAAGGGUCCGAAGGGGGAAAGUUAUGGUGGAUCCUCAGAGGCACAAAGAUGAAACGGUUUGGCUAUAAAACGUGUUUCUGAAAAGCAACCAGUCAUCUGCAAACGGGGUGAAGAAGAGUGAUUGAGGGGUGUUGAAGGCCACUUUAUGCUGACAUCACAGAUCUGUGACCUAUAAAGAGGUCACACACGUUGACUCGUUGGUCACAUGAGAGCUUUUUCUCUGCAGACCUGCAAACAGGACGAAAGUACAACAGGGAGAACGUUGACAGGUGACAGGAAGUGACAUAUUGAGAGGCCGCUGUUAUGUAGAACAUAGACAUUUGUCAAUUAUUUCACUCUCUGGAUGAGAAGACUUUUGAGGAGCCUCUGAAACAAAGGCGUGAAUUAACGUCUUAACCCCAACGAGGACGCGCUCCGUCCCGCGGCGUCCCGUCUUCUGCCCCGUGAAACGAUCCCAAAACACACGACAGAGUGAGAAAAAAACCCAACUGUCCUCACCGGAAACGAUGUGAAUGAAUGUAGGUGUUGAAAUACGGCCUCCAGUAGUUCCUUGUCCUCCCGUCUCCGCUGUGUGGAAACAUCUGUUGUGGGAGUGAACAGCUGGAGUGUCCUUUGGUCUGUGAACAGUUCGUCCUCCUCGUCGUCCUUCAUGUGAACGUUUCGUUUUAUUUUGUCAAAGCGAAGCUCAUUCAGUGAAACGACUUGGCCCACUUUACAUUAUAAAUGAUCAGUUGUCUCAAGUUUAAAAAGAAAGUUUGUAAUUUAUUUUCUUUUAAAAUUGUUUUUAUUUUCAUAUAAUUGGGCAUUAUACUGCAUGAGUGGAUUUUGUGUUGUUUAAAUCAUGAACAAAUACCAGGUUCAUGUCCUUGUAAGAUACUGUAUUUAUACGUACUGACGGAAUAUACGAAACUUUAUCGAUAAUCUUUGUAUCGACAAUCUUGUACAGUCUACUGUCAUUUAGGGGAACAUUUGGUUCUUCCCCAUGUAAUCGAGUUAUUGGUGCCAUUAAAAAAUGUAAAUCUGG